AUAGGGGUGUGUCUCAAAGAGAACAGUGCGUGUAAAAUCCUUGCACACCGCACCAACCUGGGCACAGCAAGUCAAGGGGUCCAAACUUUCAUUCUUUGCUUUUUAAACGUGUUGUCAACAUGUCCAAGCCUCUGACCGACCAUGAAAAGCGCAAGCAGAUCAGUGUUCGUGAUAUAGCUGGGCUGGGGGAUGUUGCCGAAAUAAAAAAAAGCUUCAACAGGCAUCUUCACUUCACCCUAGUGAAGGACCGCAAUGUGGCCACCCCGCGGGAUUAUUACUUCGCGUUGGCGCACACGGUGCGGGAUCAUCUGGUGGGCCGCUGGAUCCGCACUCAGCAGUAUUACUACGAGAAAGACCCGAAGCGCAUCCACUAUCUCUCUCUAGAGUUCUACAUGGGCAGAACUCUACAGAACACCAUGAUAAAUCUUGGGCUGCAGAAUGCCUGUGAUGAGGCCAUCUACCAGCUUGGACUAGAUUUGGAAGAGCUGGAGGAGAUUGAGGAGGAUGCAGGAUUGGGAAACGGAGGGCUUGGACGUCUUGCAGCUUGUUUUUUGGACUCCAUGGCAUCUCUGGGUUUGGCGGCAUAUGGAUAUGGCAUUCGUUAUGAGUUUGGCAUCUUCAAUCAGAAGAUCACUAAAGGCUGGCAGGUGGAGGAAGCUGAUGAUUGGCUGCGUUAUGGUAACCCUUGGGAGAAGGCCCGUCCAGAGUACAUGCUGCCUGUGCAUUUUUAUGGCCGAGUGGCACAUACACCUGAGGGACCAAAGUGGGUUGACACCCAGAUAAAAGAGAAGGGAAAGACGGACCGAAACCUGGCAGAGAACAUUUCCAGGGUGCUCUACCCCAAUGACAAUCGGCCUGGCACAAGCAGACUGAAAGCUCUUAUCUUGUGCAACAGUACCACAGAUAUGUGUAAUGCAAUGAGGAAAAAAACUGAAAUAUCACAUGGAGUCGCACGGAUUCACUCGGACAUUGUCAAAACCACUGUGUUUAAGGACUUUUGUGACAUUGAGCCAGAGAAGUUUCAGAACAAGACAAACGGCAUCACACCUCGUCGCUGGCUGCUGCUCUGCAACCCCGGCCUGGCUGACAUCAUCGCUGAGAAAAUUGGUGAGGACUUCCUGACAGAUCUUUUCCAGCUAAAAAAACUGUUGGACUUUGUCAGUGAUGAAAUGUUCAUUCGGGAUGUGGCCAAAGUGAAACAGGAGAAUAAGCUGAAGUUUGCAGCAUAUCUGGAGAGUGAGUACAAAGUAAAGAUAAAUCCUGAGUCCAUCUUCGACAUCCAGGUCAAAAGAAUCCAUGAGUACAAGAGACAACUGCUCAACUGCCUGCAUGUCAUCACUUUAUAUAACAGGAUUAGGAAAGAACCAAACAAGAAGUUUGUUCCAAGGACCGUAAUGAUUGGAGGAAAGGCAGCACCAGGCUAUCACAUGGCAAAGAUGAUCAUUAAACUGUUCACCUCAGUGGGGGAGGUGGUGAAUCAUGAUCCUGUGGUGGGAGACCGACUCAAGGUCAUUUUCCUGGAGAACUAUAAGGUCUCAUUAGCUGAGAAGGUGAUCCCUGCUGCCGACCUGUCCGAGCAAAUCUCCACGGCAGGUACAGAAGCCUCCGGUACAGGGAACAUGAAGUUCAUGCUUAACGGCGCUCUGACCAUCGGCACCAUGGAUGGUGCUAAUGUGGAGAUGGCAGAAGAAGCUGGAGAAGAAAACCUGUUCAUCUUUGGCAUGAGGGUGGAGGAUGUGGAGGCCAUGGACAAAAAGGGAUACAAUGCCAGGGAAUACUACGAGCGUCUGCCUGAACUGAAGCAGGUGAUGGAUCAGAUCAGCACUGGAUUCUUCAGCCCCAAAGAGCCUGAACUCUUUAAAGACGUUGUCAACAUGCUCAUGAAUAAUGACAGAUUCAAGGUGUUUGCAGACUAUGAAGCAUAUAUCAGCUGUCAAGAAAAAGUUAAUGAACUCUACAGGAACCCAAAAGAAUGGACCAAAAAGGUCAUCAGAAACAUUGCUGCUUCUGGAAAGUUCUCUAGCGACCGCACCAUUGCAGAGUAUGCACGUGAGAUCUGGGGUGUAGAGCCGUCUGACGUCAAGAUCCCGCCACCUAACGAACCACGUGAGUGAGGGAGUGGGCAACAGGUCUGAUGGUGUCCACUGGGUCUGCUCUCCUGUUCCUCAACCUUUCCCAGUGUGCCGGUGUGCCUUGACUGGCUUCACCUGAUUCAGAUUCAGGUUUCUCUCACUAUGCAUAACACCAUGUGGAGCCUCUUUGAACUUCAUUACUGUAGAGUACCCUCAACAUACACGCACAAAAAAAACUAACUCUUCCAUGUGCACUUACUCUGUAGUAGGUUUUAAAUCACUGUUACUUUCGCAUGCCUAUACUUAAUUAUAAAUCAUCAUGGUUUCCAUUAUGCAAAUUCAAUUCGUUGGUCAUCUGAGACUGAUUUAUUGAAGCUUCGUUUUGUCAAAAUUGAGUCCAGCUCAAGUUUCAAAGGUAUUUAUCCAUCAACUGGUGAAAAUUCUAAAUUUUUGUGCAUUCCUUGUUUCACAUUUGAGAGUGGCGGUUGUGACUGAUUAUAACCGUGAACACGGUGGGACCGAACAAGAGCCUUUGAGUAUUUUAUGAAGCCAAAUCAGCAACUGGAAACCAUUGGAGACUAGAGUAACAUUCGUGUCCUAGAAUAUUUCUUAAAUAUGACAACAUAUUUGACCUGCAACCACAUUUAGUCUAUUUAAAUUCAGUAGUAGUAGUAUAUUUGCCUUAAAAUAUGUGAUAAGCAGUCAGAAAUGACCGCUUUAAAAAUAACAAAUGCAAACAGAAUUGAUAUAAUGACUCCAGAAUGCAUGUGAUGUGGUUGUUCGGUGUCCAAAUGAUCUUUUUAUUCAAGCUUUCAAACGCAGGUUAAAGGGUGCCUUGUGUGCACACUGUGCAAUAUU
Molecule: messenger RNA, 2930 nt
Organism: Sinocyclocheilus grahami
Lineage: Eukaryota; Metazoa; Chordata; Actinopteri; Cypriniformes; Cyprinidae
Product: glycogen phosphorylase, brain form-like
Exons: 17
Coding region: 120-2114 (664 amino acids)
Biological process (GO): glycogen catabolic process
Cellular component (GO): cytoplasm
Molecular function (GO): glycogen phosphorylase activity; pyridoxal phosphate binding
Source: RefSeq, a predicted model, not a curated record